This is a messenger RNA of Sycon ciliatum, 2429 nucleotides long. RefSeq names its product U3 small nucleolar RNA-associated protein 14 homolog A-like. Gene Ontology annotation, biological process: rRNA processing. Gene Ontology annotation, cellular component: nucleolus; small-subunit processome. The coding region runs from base 282 to 2156 and encodes 624 amino acids. Lineage: Eukaryota; Metazoa; Porifera; Calcarea; Leucosolenida; Sycettidae. The record is from RefSeq and is a predicted model, not a curated record. The transcript has 16 exons.
AUGAGUUUACAGUAGUCAUGUAUUUUGAUUUUUGUGAAAGACAAAGCAUCAGUCUAGUUUUCUCCUCGCUGCAGAGCUGUGGCUGUUCAAGAAGUAACAGUUAGCUUGACUAUCGUCAAGGUUUGGAUUCGCGCAGGGUGGUGCUGCUGAUAUACAAACACGGGAAAUCGCGUAUGAAGACAGAAAAUAGAGAGAAUGUUUGCUGAGAGAAUUUCGCUUGCUGUCAAGACUUUUAUUCUUUCGGAGCUUUACGGGUAAUCUACUAGAGUGUUGCUGUUGCGAUGCCAGGGCAGAAAAGAAAGAGGACAGCGCCAAAGGAGGAUGUGAGGGAUGGCAAUGAUGACGACGGCUUCAUCAGUCCAGACAUCUCUGAAGAUAGUGAUUCUGGAGAGGAAGGGGAGCGUCAUGAGCGCCUUCUGGCUUCACUGGCAGCUCUGCAAAAAUCAAGGAAGAAAAAAGUAGAAAGGUCGCAUGUGAUCAGUACUUCUUCUGAGUUUCCAUCUGCGAAAAUCCUUGGCGACAACGCUGUUGCGGAAAGAGUGGGAAAGAGCAAUGACCUCAGCAAGAUUCCCAAGAAGUUGAACAAAGGUCUGCUGGGGAGUAAGAAAGUGAAGGCUCCGCUGACUAAGCCGCAAAAAGAAAGGGCUGAACGCUCCGCUGCGUAUGAUAUAGCAUCUGAGGAAAUCAGCAAAUGGCAGCCACUGGUCAAGAAGAACCGUGAGGCGAAGCAACUCGACUUGAGAGAUGAACAUGCGUACUCUAUGCCGAAAUCAGUUGGACAGUUCCUACAUGACAACUUCAAGCCUCGAGAUGAAUUUGAGACAGAAAUGUUGGAAGUGAUGAAAGACCCAACCCUCUCCAAUAAAAUUGGUAAAGAUGGCCUGACAUUGACAGAACGCAGAGAGCUUGAUGCCAUGACGAUAGAGGAGGCCAAGGAGCGACGUGCCGAGCUGCAGAAGAAUCGCGCCCUGCAGUCGUACUAUGAGCGAAAAUGUGCACGUCAAAACAAAAUCAAGAGCAAAAGCUACCAUAGAGUAAAGCGGAAAGAAAGAGAAGCUAGGGCGGAGCGAGCAAAGGAACGAGGAACUCUCAAGCACCAGAACACAUCGAAAUGGGCAAAGAACUUGAAGAUUCGUGGCCACAAGGACGCAACGACUCGGCAGCUUCUGUCCGACGACCUCCGGCGAGGCAGUGAACUGGUGCAAAAAGACCCCGAGAAUGAGGAGGAAGUGAACACCGACACGGAUGGUGACGCAGUAGAGGAUGAGGACAUGGUAGAAACUGUACACGUCGAAGAUAAUGUGCAUUCACGGAAUGGUCAAGACAGUGAUGAUGCGCUUGUACAUGAGGAAGCCCGUGUACACAAGAGCUUGACAACACGCCACAAGCAACCUAACCUGAGCAGUGCCGGUGAACUGAUGAAAGCGGACAGCGCGGAUGAAGAAGAUGACGCUGAGGAAUCCGAUAGCCAUGAUGAUGAUGAUGGCACUGAGGAGGACGAUGAGGAUGAUGAGGAUGAAGCCGAGGAGGAGGAUGACGACGGUGACGAUGAUAAUAACCAAGCUGGCAAGAAGGUUGAUGAUGAUGGCGAUGAGCAGCGUGUACAGUUUGUAGGUGAUGUAGAUAUGCUUCUGGAGGCUGGAGCUGGUGCUGCAGAUGUUCUAGCUGGGGAACAACAAUGCAAUAUUGCAGAGUCCUUUGCAGCUGGAGACGUGCAGGCUGCGUUUGCCGUUAAGAAAGCAGAGGAGGUGGAGGCAAGUAAGCCGAAAGUUGUUGAUGACUUCCUGCCCGGGUGGGGUGACUGGGCUGGCGACGGUGUACAGCUUUCAAAGAAGGCCAAACGGCGCAAGCGGCGCUUUGUCAACCACCAGAAACCUGGCCCGAAUGGUGAACCUCGUGCUGACCGCAAGCUUCCGCAUGUUAUCAUCAGUGACAAGCGCCACAAGAACUUGGAAAAACAUCAGGUAAAGAACUUGCCAUUCCCGUUCACUUCUAAAGCACAGUACCAGCAGUCACUGCGCAUGCCAGUUGGCCGAGAGUGGCAUACGGAACAGUCUUUCAGAGACCUGUGCCAACCAAAGGUUCUCACCAACAUGGGUGCCAUCAUAGAACCGAUCAAAGCACCCAAGGCCAUGACAAGGAAAAUCAAGGCAUGAAACACAUGGGCACACUUGUUGCUCACUCGAUGCUGCCUGUCGAAACAUCGAUUGUUUUGAGAUUUUCACAUCUGUUUUUACAAGUUUCGGCAAGCAGUGAAUUGAAUUCAUAACUUCAUAGUGUACAUAAUAAUAAACUUUAACCAGGAUUAUGCUUUCAUACUGGCAACUUGCAUACUGGUGCUAUAAUCCUUGUCCCCUGACCAAGGUGAUGAGGUAAAGACUGUCCUUGAGGUGCUUUGGACACCACUGUAAAACAGUGGCUCAAGCUGA